AUGAUUCAGGAAGAAAACACUUCCCAGGCCUUAACGGAGGCCCCAGGACUUUCUGGGAAUGACAUCUGCCCUCCUGGCUUCUUCUGCCCCAGGGGAACAGGCAUCCCUGUGCCAUGCCGGCCUGGGUUUUACUCCUCCGCCCCAGGCCUGGCCAGUGAAGACCAGUGCCAACCGUGUCCCCCUGGGCACUUCUGUGACAGCCUUGGACUGUCUCAUACCCUGGAGGCUGAGCUCUGUGACGCAGGGUACAUCUGCCUGGGAGGCAGUGCUGUCCCCUCACCCUCUGAUGGAAUCCAUGGAUACAGAUGUUCCCCUGGCUUCCGCUGUCCCCCAGGGGCCCACAGCGAGCUGCCCUGUGAGCCAGGCACCUUCAGCCCGUUGUCUGGGGCUGACACCUGCUUGCCCUGCCCAGCAGGCACCUACUGCCCAAAGGCCACCAGCGUGGAGCCCACCAUCUGCCCCAAAGGACCCUGCUUGGCUGGUUACUACUGUGGAGGGGGCGCGGCCAGCCCCACUCCCUGGAGAAACUCUGCCUUCCCCCUCAACGGACCCUGCCCCCUCAGCCACUACUGCCCACAGGGGACUCUGCACCCUGUGCCCUGCCCCGCGGGGACGAUGAGGAGCAGCCCAGGUGGCAUCUCUGAGGGGAGCUGUGAGCCCUGCCCUGCUGGUUCCUUCUGCCCCAGCCUGGGCCUCAGUGAUCCCACUGGCUCCUGUGUGGCAGGCUCUGAAUGCCCCUUGGACCCUGCGGCUUCCAGCACCAUGGCUCUCCCCUGCCCUCAGCCUCCUGGCCUCCUGCACUCAUCAUCACCAGCCCGAAGGAAGCACAACGCAGCAACCCUCCUGAGCCCCUGGGCACCCCAACCAUGCUCAGCCUGGCUCUCAGAGGUACCACUUUGUGUUCAAUGCCCAGGGUCACUUCUGCCAGCGAGGGGCUGCUUGGCCUGCCCCAUGCCACCCAGGGGAGUACCAGCCCUCCCUGGGCUCAGAUACCUGCCUCCAGUGUCCUCCUGGCUUUCACUGCCCGCAUCCCGGCAUCAGAGUGCCCAGGCUCUGCCCAGCACACAGCUACUGCCCGGCCGGAUACGGCAGGCCUCCAGGAAGAAGGUGACUGCUCUGUCUGUCCCCCUGGUCACUACUGCAGGUUUUUACUGCCCAGAGGGCAGUGGAGAGCCCACCCUGUGUCCACCACACACCGUGGCAGCCACCCCUGGGGCCAAGCAGCAAGAAGACUGUGAGCCUUGCCCCCCUGGGCGCUGGUGCAAAGCUGGGGACCCAGCCACCCUCCCCUGUCCUGCCGGCCACUACUGCCCUGGAGGGAGGGAGACCCUCCCAGGAGGCCCCCAGGCCUGCCCGGAGCACACGUACCUGACAGCGGAAGGAGGCCAGAGUCGAGCAGAGUGCCGCCCCUGCCCUGCCGGCUACCACUGCCUGUCCCCAGGUCUCUCUUCCUUUGAAGGCCAUCUGUGUCCUCCAGGCCACUGGUGUCCGGAGGCUCAGGAGCUGGGUCUGAGUGUCCUGCAGGUGAGCCUGCCAGCCCUGCCCCCUUCCCAGCCCCUGCCCCUGCCCCUGUCCUGUCCCCACGCCCUCACCCCUGAGGCUUAG
This is a messenger RNA of Hipposideros armiger (great roundleaf bat), 1605 nucleotides long. RefSeq names its product SCO-spondin-like. The coding region runs from base 1 to 1605 and encodes 534 amino acids. The transcript has 11 exons. The record is from RefSeq and is a predicted model, not a curated record. Lineage: Eukaryota; Metazoa; Chordata; Mammalia; Chiroptera; Hipposideridae.